GUCAGUACGUCCUUCAGAGGGAUGGGAACUAGCUGCUACCGUGUUCAGGGCUCUGCCCGCCCGGGAGAUGCUGCGGGAUAAGAUGCAGCACUGAGAACAGAGCAGGAAUUGCUUGUGAUUACAGUUUCCCUAGAUGUAUGCAAUGGCUUCAAGCCACAGUUCUUCACUAGUGCCUCACUUGAAUAGCAGUAAUCCUUUGUUCAAAAAGGGACUGGAUCCUCCGCAGCAAGUAGGAUUGGUUAGAUCACUGCCUGAUGUCUGUCCAAAGGAGCCUACAGGUGAUUCUAUAAAUUUAUGUGAUGAACCAUCUAUAGUUGCAGAUCAGCACAAAUGGACAAUUUUUCAUUCCAAAGUAAAUCUUCCAGCAGCAUUAAAUGACCCUCGGCUUGCAAAAAGGGAGUCGGACUUCUUCACAAAGACAUGGGGUCAGGAUUUUGUAGAGACUGAAGUCUUGCCCUCACCCUGCCUCCAACCAAUCACCAAGGAACACUUUUCAUCAUACAGACAGCAAACCAUCCAGAGAGAGAAAAAUCAUGAAACAUGGAAGAAGAUAUGUCCCCCAAGAGAAGAAUUUGACAGACCAGCAUUUUCACUUCCUCAUGUAGAUAAAUCCAGGGCAGAUCUGGAACAAGUACCUAAGAUUUUUCUUAAACCAGACUUUGCCUUGGAGGAUACCUUAACGUUUAAUGCCGUUUUACCGUGGUCUCAUUUUAGCACUGCUGGAGGGAAAGGAAGCAGAGAUUUAGCCUCCUCCAAACUUCUUCAAGAAAAGCUCAGUCACUACUUGGAUAUUGUUGAGGUUAACAUUGCUCACCAAAUCUCUCAGCGUUCUGACGCAUUUUUCCACGCUAUGACCUCUCAGCAUGAGCUGCAAGACUACCUCAGGAAAACUUCCCAUGCCGUAAAAAUGCUGCGCGACAAGAUCUCUCAAAUCGAUAGAGUAAUAUGCGAGGGACCUCUACGAAUAUUGCGGCAGGCCCUAACCAGAAAUAACUGUAUUAAAGUGUACAACAAACUGAAAUUAAUGGCUACAGUGCACCAGACUCAGCCAACUGUGCAACUGUUGUUGUCAACGUCUGAGUAUGUUGGGGCAUUGGACUUAAUAGCUACUACACAAGAGGUAUUACAGCAGGAACUUCAGGGCGUUCACAGUUUUCGGCACCUUGGAUCACAACUAUGUGAACUGGAAAAACUAAUUGAUAAAAUGAUCAUUGCUGAAUUUACUUCAUACGUUCGCAGUGACUUAAACAGACCAUUGGAAGAUGACCUUCAUGUUUUAGAAGAGGAAAGGUUGGUAUCACUGGUGUUUGGGUUGUUAAAGCAGCGGAAGUUGAAUUUCUUUGAAAUUUAUUCAGAUGAAAUGAUGGCAACUGCAAAAAACAUCAUCAAGCAGUGUGUGGUUUGCACAGUUUCACAGAUUGAUGACAUUGAUUCUGACAUUGUUACUAAACUUGCUGAUCAGAUGCGGAUGAUGAAUUUUUCUCAUUGGUUUGAUUUGUUGCAGAAUAUUUUUUCUAAGUUUACCAUUUUUAUUAGAAGAGUUAAGGCAACAUUAAAUGUCAUUCGUAGCGUUGUGCUAAUGGUCUUAGACAAGAACCAACGGAUUAGAGAAACAGAGGUAACAGCGGCUCAGAAGAAUAUUGGGAGAGACAGCUAUGUGGACAGUGAACUGGCUUACUUGACUCAUGAAGGCUUGUUUAUAAGUGAUGCAUUCAGUGAAGGGGAGAUUCCCCAUCCUGCAACCAGCACUAACUUUCAAAGGAAUGCAUCACCCAGCAGCAGUGAACCUUCUUGCAGCGAUUCUGUUUCUGAUCCUGAAUGCACUACAGACUCUUCUUCCAGCAAAGAACACACAUUGCCGUCAGUUACACCAGGGGGAAUAGAAAUAAUGAUGAAUGAAUAUAUGAAAUUAACAGACUUGGAACUUGGUAAAAUUGCAAACAGUAUACAGGAGUUAUUAUAUAGUGCCUCAGACAUCUGUCACGACCGUUGUGUCAAGUUCCUGCUUUCCAGAGCCAAGGACGGGUUCCUUGAAAAGCUAAAUUCCUCAGAAUUUGUGGUUCUCUCACGUUCAGUAGAAGGGUUUGUGAUGGAAACUGAGAAGAUCUGUGGAAGGAAAAGCACAUCACUGCGAGGAGCUCUUCAAAGUCAAGCAAAUAAAUUUGUAAACCGGUUCCAUGAAGAAAGGAAAACUAAACUGAGCCUUCUGCUUGAUAAUGAGCGAUGGAAACAAGCAGAUGUUCCUGCUGAAUUUCAAGAUUUGGUUGAUUCUAUAACAGAUGGCAAAAUUGUUUUACCUGAUAGAAAAUCUGGUUGUAUAGAAGAAAGGAAACCACAAGACUUCUUAACUGUCGACGGUCAGAAAUAUGCAGUAGUCGGCACUGUCCUGAUUUUAAUCAGAAUAAUACUGGAAUACUGCAGUUGUGUAGAUGACAUCCCCUCUAUAACUACUGAUAUGCUGACUCGCCUCUCUGAGCUUCUUAAGUACUUUAAUUCUCGGAGUUGCCAGUUAGUGCUGGGAGCAGGAGCAUUGCAAGUUGUCGGAUUGAAGACCAUUACCACCAAAAACCUUGCUCUCUCUUCCCGGUGUUUGCAACUUAUAGUACACUACAUUCCUAUCAUUAGGGCUCAUUUUGAGGCUCGUAUGCACCCUAAGCAAUACAGCAUGCUUCGACAUUUUGACCACAUCACUAAGGAUUACAAUGACCAUAUAGCUGAGAUUUCUGCAAAACUGGUUUCAAUAAUGGAUGGUUUAUUUGAUAAACUUCUGUCAAAGUAUGAAGUUAAAGCUCCGGUUCCAUCAAUGUGCUUUAGAAAUAUUUGUAAACAAACGACUAAAAUGCAUGAAGCAAUUUAUGAUCUUCUUCCUGAAGAACAAACGCAAACAUUAUUCCUUAGAAUAAAUACAAGCUACAGGCUUCAUCUGAAGAGUCAACUGAGCCAUCUGAAUGUUAUAAAUGAUGGUGGACCUCAACAUGGACUUGUGGCAGCGGACAUUGCCUUUUACACAGGAAAUGUCAAAGCAUUGAAAGGUCUUAAAGAUCUAGAUCUAAACUUGAGUGAAAUCUGGGAACAGAAGAGGUGAUGCCUAACCAAAUAGAGAAAUGUUUUAACUCAGUGACUUUAAUCAGUGGACUGGACGUCUUGCUUUCAAGACACUAAAAUGAAAUCCAAAGUCAAAGGCUGGAAAGCUAUCUUUACCAAGAAACUGGAUCCAGUCUGACUGUCAGGGAUUGCCCUUUACAGAGAGUCCUUCAGCAGCGAACAAAUGUUCUGCUGACUAGAACUUUCUCAUUUUCUUUGGAAACAGGCUCAGGUUUCUUUGGACCAAAUCCAAACAAGUGCAUGGCUGUAACACAGCUUCUCUUCAUGAAGAUCCUCUGUAAAUGUUUGUAUGACAGGGAAAAAAAAUUGCUCUGCAAAUAUUUUAAAUCUCUUAUAGUGCAAUGACAUUUCGGUUUCCUAUAGUAAUGAUGGCACAAACUGCAUACACUGUAAAUCAAAACUUAUAAUCUAAUAUAAAUGAGAGUGCUGUCAUGAAAAAAUAUAUUUUUACAUAUAUAUCUCUUAUUUGCAGAAACUAUAGGUAAAUGGUAAUAGUCUUAAAAAUGGAAGACGAAGGACAAUAAGGGAAGUUCUCUAUUUAACCAGUUCCGUUAUCUCUUCCUUCAUUGGUCAGGAAUCUUCCUCUCUUUCCUGGAUUUUAACUGUAUACAAGCUUUGAUCUGCAAGACUCAUCUUUUUGAUGUUGCGGAAUAAGCUCAGAUUGAGCUAUCCCUGUAGCUAUUGGUGCUUUUUGUUUGGAUAGUUUGGGGGUGAUGCUAUAAACUGCUGAAAUUUUGAAUCAGUAUUUUUGUAUAAUAUUUUUUUUUUUUUUAAAUUAAGGUAUUUUUGCCUUUACUGUUAUUGGUGAAGCAAAAGUAUUUAUUUGCAGUAUCUGCUAUCAAUAUGGAUAUUUUCUGAUUGCGUUUUAAGUAAAUUUCACUAAAUAAUAAUUUUAGUCAGUGGUAUUUUUUGCAGUUUGAAAUCUUUCCAAUUUCUGGCUUUGUAAAAUAAAAUUGUAAAGUGCCUGUCUGACAGUAUAAGUGGAAGGAAAUAAGCAUUAAUAUUGUAUUUUUAUCAUUCCCUUUACUGCCAUAAAGGCAUUCAGCAUCAAUUUUAUGGUGACUCCUCCGGCUACAAAGGGGUGUAAAAGUGAAGAUUAAACACUCCACUAUUAAGUGCCUGUUUGUAUUUUGAUUGACAUGCUCAAAGUCAUAAUGUUCCACUCCAAGUGAGUACCUACCCUUGUAAUUAUGUAGAUUUUGUUUCUGAUUUUUGCUGCUAUGGUUUCUUAAGAAAAGCUUGUUUAUUUAUCAUACCAUCAACUCAUCUAGCCCCUGCUUCCCCUACUUUUACCUAUAAUAAAAUUGUCUAAACAGACAGAAAAAAAGCCUAAA
This is a messenger RNA of Bombina bombina (fire-bellied toad), 4439 nucleotides long. It is a transcript of the gene VPS54, whose product is annotated as VPS54 subunit of GARP complex. The record is from RefSeq and is a predicted model, not a curated record. The coding region runs from base 134 to 3085 and encodes 983 amino acids. NCBI's taxonomy places the organism in Eukaryota, Metazoa, Chordata, Amphibia, Anura, Bombinatoridae. The transcript has 23 exons. Gene Ontology annotation, cellular component: GARP complex. Gene Ontology annotation, molecular function: syntaxin binding. Gene Ontology annotation, biological process: retrograde transport, endosome to Golgi; Golgi to vacuole transport.